This is a messenger RNA of Penicillium taxi, 897 nucleotides long. RefSeq names its product HNH endonuclease signature motif containing protein. Lineage: Eukaryota; Fungi; Ascomycota; Eurotiomycetes; Eurotiales; Aspergillaceae. Bases 1 to 897 code for a protein of 298 amino acids. The transcript has a single exon. The record is from RefSeq and is a predicted model, not a curated record.
AUGAACUCCGUUUGGGUGCGAUAUUUUCAUGGCCAGACGGGAGAUAAGCUUGGGCAGGUAAAGCAACACGGAUCAAUCACUGAUACAAAUUUCAUUGAUAUGAUUAAUUUCAUCAUUGAAUCAUCGGCCCCUAUCAUAAUCUACUCGUCACAGACUGGUGUUCAACCUUUGGCAAGUCCUCAACCACUUGCGAUCGGCGAUUAUGAUAUUUAUCCCACCGCCAAUGCAAAAAUUGAAGUCACCAACUCUGUAUGCCUUCGACGGGCCCCCUCCUAUAUCCCGACUAAUGCUACUCCCCGGGAGAAAGCAUUCCGUGACGGGGUGCGACUUCGAGAUGGAAAGUGCGUUAUCUCAGGAACAAUAAAUCGUACACUCCAGGACGCUCCACAAUAUCAAACAUGGCGUGGGUUUCAGUCAGCCUAUGUGUUCCCUCUAGCACGCGAGUCGAUCUGGCGUUCAAAAAACUUUUCACGGUUUAUCACUAACACUGCUGCUGAAACUCAUCGAGCUGCUAUUAAUUCUGUCCAGAAUGGAAUGUGUAUGAGGAAUGACAUCGACGACCAAUUCGAUGAUUUUCUUAUUGCCAUUAAUCCGGACGACGGUUACAAAAUUUAUGACUUUGGAGGAAACAAUCAGGGAGUAGACAGGAGAAUUCUGGACCCUGUAUGCCGUACUCCAGGAGACCCUAACCGGGUCUCUGAUGACUUUCUCCGCUGGCAUUGGCAGCAAACUCUACUAUUUCAUAUGAAGGGUGUAGCGGAGUCGGGUUGGGAGUCAGACUUUCCCCCAGGAUCUGACAUGGUCGGAGAGAUCCUCGCUGGCCCACAGCCCGCUGAGCGAAUGGAAGCAGAGCUUUUUGCUCGUCUUCAUCACCUAGUAAGUGACGAUAGCGACUAA